AGUGGAUCAAGAGGAGACUCGGAGCAGAGGGACGUGUGAAGAAGCUGCAUUUGCUUCUCAGCCUUGGACCAGUACCAGGGAAUUGGACAUGGAUGGAGACAUCAAAAGAGAAAGAUGGAGAAGUGGAAUGGAAGCGCUCACGUUGAACAGCUCCUUGAUUCUCAUGGCCUACAUCUUAAUCUUCCUCACGGGUCUCCCCGCCAACCUCGUGGCCCUGCGCGCCUUCGUGGGCCGGGUGCGCCAGCCCCAGCCCGCCCCCAUCCACAUCCUGCUGCUCAGCCUGACGCUGGCCGACCUCCUGCUGCUGGUGCUGCUGCCCUUCAAGAUGGUCGAGGCCGCGGCGAACUUCCACUGGUACCUGCCCAACAUCGUGUGCGCGCUCACGGGUUUUGGCUUCUACAGCAGCAUCUACUGCAGCACGUGGCUCCUGGCGGGCAUCAGCAUCGAGCGCUACCUGGGGGUCGCCUUCCCGGUGCGGUACAAGCUGUCCCGCCGGCCGGUGUACGGGGUGAUCGCCGCCCUGAUCGCCUGGGUCAUGUCCUUCGGCCACUGCAGCAUCGUGAUCAUCGUCCAGUACCUGAAACCGAACAACUCGUCCGAGAACACAACCCAGCCCGCCGACGCCUGCUACGAUGACUUCAGCAAAGGGCAGCUGCGCGUGGUGCUUCCGGUGCGGCUGGAGCUGUGCCUCGUCCUGUUCUUCAUCCCCAUGACCGUCACCAUCUUCUGCUACUGGCGCUUUGUCUGGAUCAUGCUCACGCAGCCCCAGGUGGGGGCCCACAGGCGUCGCCGAGCGGUGGGGCUGGCCGUCGUGACGCUCCUCAAUUUCCUGGUGUGCUUCGGGCCUUACAACGUGUCCCACCUGGUGGGGUAUUUCACCAAGCAGAGCCCCAAAUGGCGGUCAGUGGCCGUGGUGCUCAGCUCCCUCAACGCCAGCCUGGAUCCUGUGCUCUUCUAUUUCUCCUCCUCGGCGGUGCGCAGAGCCGUCGGGAAAGGGCUGCAGGCGCUGAGGCAUCGGAGCGCCUCCCUGAUGGGACGCAGAGGCAAAGACCCAGGAGAGGAGGCCAAUGGGGACAGAGGCGUGAGUCAAGCAGAGGGGGUCCCCAGCUCUGAUUUCGCCACGGACUAGGGGUGCCCUGGUUUCCCGAAGCACUCUGAGCUCUGCGGCGUGGAGCAGCGGGGAUAGGACGAGCUGAAGUGUCCAGUCUGGGGUCCCUGGCCCCCCUCCGCUGCUGGGGCUGGGAAGAGCACCCCUCACUGCUUGGUGUCCCUUCCUGACUGAACUUGCCUUCCCAAGGGAGCACCGCCCCUGACUAAGAAGAAAUGAUUAGGCGCGGAAGCAGUACCAGAUCUGGGUUGCGGGAGGGAUGUAGCUAGUCUGAACGCAGUCGUGGGGACCGGCUGGCGGCUGGGGACGAUCGCACCGAGGCCGAGUCCAGAGGGGACCUUGACACAAGCUUUGAGAUGACACCUAGACGCUGGUCUAGCUGUUGGUGCUGGAAGACGCCAGCAGAAAGGGACGGAAGAGAAAUGCUACGUGACGUCAGCGAGAUGAGGGGAGAUGCCACGGGGAACAGGAGCCGGGCCACGCCUCAGACCCCUUGUGAUGGAAGUCUGCACGCGUGGACUUACCUGGUGCUUUGUGAGUGUGCACCAGGCAUUUGUGUGUGUGUGUGUGUGUGUGUGUGUGUGUGUGCAAUCACUCCCCACUGAACGGGCAGCUGCCUGAGGUCUGGGUCUUGUCUCCUCCCCCUCACGGCCUCCCACACCGGCCAAAAACAGCCGGACACUAUCCAUCAGAGGUCAAUGCUGACUCAGCACAGGAAAAGAAAGCCUGGUCUGGCAGAUUGAAAAUAAAGAUUCUAUAACUCU
Molecule: messenger RNA, 1872 nt
Organism: Condylura cristata (star-nosed mole)
Lineage: Eukaryota; Metazoa; Chordata; Mammalia; Eulipotyphla; Talpidae
Product: free fatty acid receptor 2-like
Exons: 2
Coding region: 89-1129 (346 amino acids)
Biological process (GO): cellular response to fatty acid; G protein-coupled receptor signaling pathway
Cellular component (GO): plasma membrane
Molecular function (GO): G protein-coupled receptor activity
Source: RefSeq, a predicted model, not a curated record